AUGUUUCAGAAAUGUGAUGGUCCUUACACUCCAUUCACACUUCCUGAGCCAAUGAAACUUUUAGCUAAAUACUCUUAUUAUCUUUGGGCAGUUGAGAAGCAAACAGCUGAACAAUAUUGGGAAAGAGUAAAUAAAGCUAUUACUUUGAAUGUUUUUCCUCCACAGUUAGUUUAUGAUCAAAUAAAUCGUAUUUCUACUGUCAGAAUUAAAUAUAGAAAGAUGCUUGGAACUGUUUUAAGAAAUUUUGUUCAAACUUACAAGAAUUUAGAUUUAAGUGAUACAAACAUAUACUUAGCAUAUCAGAUUCGCGAUCUUGUUCAGCUUCCAGAUGAAUAUCAAGAAGAAUUCAAUGAUGUUCCAGAUGAUAUCGAUGAACAAAUUGAGCUCGGCUUUCCUAAAGGAACAAUAGAUCAUGCUCUUCUUUAUGAUGACAUUGAUGAAUUCAAAGAAAUCUACAACAAAGAACUUGAGCGAAUAAUGAAUGGAGAAGAGGAUUUAUACGACGAGGAAGAAGAAGAAAAGAAAGAGAAACCAACUACCGAUCCAAAACCCGAAAAGAAAGAUGUUGAACUAAAUAUUUCUCCAGAAGACGAACAGAAGUACAUUAAAAGGGAUAAAGAUGGAAAAAUCAUCAGUGUUGGGACAAAAGAUGCUGGUUCCAUCUAUUAUCCUACGAAUGAACAAGUUAUUAAUUUCAUUAACAAUGAUAAACAAAUAAACAACAUUUUACAAGCCCCUGAAGCUAACACUACUAAUAACGAAACAGAAACUACACAAGAACAGCCAAAUGAGCCCAUUAGAGUAGAAAAUAUACCAGUAUAUCCAGAAAAUAUUCGAAAUCUAGCCAGAGCACUUCAUAUACCACCGGAGCAUGCAAGCAUUAAUGAUCCUGCUUUUAUGCAGAGAAUUAUCGAAGAAACAAGAAGAAUGAUACGAAAUGUAGCUAAUGGACCAAAUCAGGAAGAACAAGAAGCUUACGAAGAUGAUGAUGAAGAGGAAUAUGACGAAGAUGCAUGGAUACUGCAUGAAUUCGAUGAAACGGAUGAAGAAAACGAAGAAGAUGUAAUUGAUUACUCUCCAGAAGAUUUUGCUGAAGAAGAUAUGAUCGAAAAUGGCAUAGAUAACUAUCAUUUAGUCGAACAGGCCGCUGAAUACGGUGCAACAAAGAUAUUUUUCUUUCUUCGACAAUUUGUACCUGUUAAUGAGGAAAUGUUAGAGGCUGCUUGCAUGAGUAACAAACCAAUUAUUGUUUCCCAUAUUUUCGAUUCCGAAAUUGAUGAUUAUCACCUUCAUUGGGAAGAUGACAUUGCAAGACACGGCUACAGAAACAUGAUCCACCACUUAUCUGAAAUGAUCCCAAUUUCUUCAUUUCAUUUGAUCGACAACUUGUUAAUUGAUGAAUAUUUGAAUGAUUACUGUUUAUACGGCCAAAUAGAUGGUAUGGACACACUCUGUGGGCAUACAGCCCUAAUGGCCGCUUCAAAACUCGGUCUUGUCAGUUUAAUGGAAUUUAUUAUACAAGAAGGUGGAGACAUUGACAGACAGAGUAUGUUCCAUGGAGAAACAGCACUUCACUUCGCCGUAGAAAACAAUAAAAUCGAGGCUGUAAAGUGUCUUGUCGCACAUGACGCUGCAAGACUGAAAGAUGAGUCUGGCCGCACUCCAUUGGCUAUUGCAAUUGAAUUGGGAUAUAAUGAUAUCGCUCAGAUACUCUCUUCCAAUCUGAAAAUUAAGAUUUAA
Molecule: messenger RNA, 1740 nt
Organism: Trichomonas vaginalis G3
Lineage: Eukaryota; Parabasalia; Trichomonadida; Trichomonadidae
Product: proteasome regulatory particle assembly
Exons: 1
Coding region: 1-1740 (579 amino acids)
Molecular function (GO): protein binding
Source: RefSeq, a predicted model, not a curated record